AUGGCUGAGGAGAUUGAGAGCGGCAUGAAGAAAGGUUGGUACGGAGAUGUUGCCACCAGUACCAAGAGAUUCACGGCAAAGAAAGACAAAGAACCCGUCUCACAGGUUAACAUGACCUAUGCCCAGAAACCUAUGGCCCAUGUGCCGGUCGUGCAGAUCCCUAACCAGCAGCAGGGCAACUUUAGUACACAACGGCAAAAAGGAAAUUUACGUCAUUCUCGGCAAUUUACUCCUCUACCCGGGACCCCGUCACAGGUACUUACGAUUUUACGUAAGAAAGGGCUUCUGACUUCCGAACCUCUACGACCUGGUAACACAAACUCACCAAGGUAUGACCCAUCAAAGAAGUGUGACUACCAUUGUGGUGAGCCUGGACAUGAUGCAAAUAGUUGUUAUGUGUUGAAACACCGCAUUCAAGACUUGCUCGAUUCCAAAGCAUUUUCAUUUCAAGACAAUAGUCACCCAAAUAUCAAGAAUAAUCCUUUGCCGGAUCACUCAGGCAAGGUUAAUGCUGUCUUUAGUUCUGAAGGCGGACGAAAAGGUGUUUUUAAGAUCCGGGUGGUUGACAUUUUCAAUGCCCUGGUUAGAGCAGGCUAUUAUCAGGUUGGAGAAAUAGUAUCGUUCGGCCAGCUGGAAGAGAGAAUCUCAACUCUUAUGGAGAACGGAUUGAUAGUAUGGGCAAAUCGGAUCGAGGUAGUAGCCAUUGUAUCUCAAAUUGUAAUUGACUGGGAUCAAGAAUUUGCCGCUUUAGCUCUAUCUCAAUUUGAAUCUUCUCCGAAGGUUAAAGCAAGAGAAGCCGACGUGGCCCGUCUAAUUAAGAAUGGCAAGGCGGUUCCUUGGUCCUAUGACCUUGCCCCGAUAACAAGGUCCGGACGUGCUUAUAAUGAUGAUCAGCCUGCCAAGCAGGUGGCUGAAAAGGAUGCAAAGGAAUUUUUGGCUGUGAUCAAGACAAGUGAGUACAACAUUGUUGAUCAGUUACGAAAGUUACCGGCUAAGGUCUCUCUACUUGAGCUCUUACGGUCGUCCGAAAAACAUCGAGAUUCCCUGAUGAAGAUGUUGGGCCAAAUUCAUGUACCUGAAAACAUCGAUCGGGAUAGGUUGGAGAAUUUUGUUGGGGCCAUCCUUCUAAAAGAUCGGGUCACAUUUGCCGACGAUGAGAUCCCCGCCGAAGGAAGAGGCCACAACAAGGCCUUACACAUAACAGUCAAGCACAAACAGACUUAUAUUGCUCGGGUAGUCAUUGAUAAUGGGUCAGCAUUGAAUAUUUGUCCCCUAGCUACACCGAAUCGCCCGGGAGUUGACUUGGCCGGGAUGCAGGUAGCCAAAACCUCGGUUAGAUCUUUUGACGGUAUGAAAAAGAACGUUAUGGGGCAAAUUAAUCUCGAGAUCCAGAUUGGGCCCUCUCUGUUCGAUGUCUUGUUCCAAGUACUAGACAUUCCAUCUGCAUUCAACCUCUUGCUAGGACGUCCGUGGAUUCACAAUGCGGGUGCUGUUCCAUCAAGUCUUCAUCGGAAGAUCAAGUUCGUGGCCGAGCAGAAGUUAGUGAUUGUCCAUGGGGAGGAAGAUCAUCGAAUCUUCAACGAAACGGCUAUCCCCUACAUCGAGCUGGCUCAUAAUGAAGAAAAUUCUUACCAUGCUUUUGAGCUAGUGCGGACCAUUCAUGCGUCGCCGGAAAGUCCCAUACCCGUUCUCGAAAUAUCAACUACCUCUCUUAUGGUAGCUAAGGUAAUGAUCGGCAAUGGUUUUGAGCCUGGCAAGGGUUUGGGUCGGCAUGGCCAAGGGAUCCGCAACCCGAUUGAACUUAGAGGCCGGUCCCAUACAGCUGGUUUGGGAUUCCAAGGACGUGGCCGUCCUAGACAUGGUAAGCGACGUGCGAUAGGUCGCGAUAAGCUGGAAUGUAGUCCUUUGCCAUCACCCUCGUACACCACCUUCCGAUCAGUUGGAGUAGUCUGCGGUUACAAUGAGAUAGCUCAAUUUGAAGAUGACCUAGGGAUUGUCUUCCCUAACUCAUCGAAGGGCCAAGAUGCUGUGGUUGAGCCGAUGGACCUGGACCACGAGGAAGCCGAUGAUGGAGUCCCCGAUCUUGCUGGAUGGUUUGACGAUUUAACCAUUGCUUCCGUAUUUUGA
This is a messenger RNA of Rhodamnia argentea, 2127 nucleotides long. RefSeq lists its product as uncharacterized. Gene Ontology annotation, molecular function: nucleic acid binding. NCBI's taxonomy places the organism in Eukaryota, Viridiplantae, Streptophyta, Magnoliopsida, Myrtales, Myrtaceae. The transcript is spliced from 2 exons. The record is from RefSeq and is a predicted model, not a curated record. Bases 1 to 2127 code for a protein of 708 amino acids.